GCCCUCACCCGCUGAUGCAAUCGGAGCCUGGCAGCGGCGAGCAGCAGUCCCGGCACCGGCAGCCCCAGCCCCGGCCGGCCCCGGUCCCGCACAGCGCCGCUCUAUCCGCCCCCGGGGCUCGGCGAUCCUCCCGCCCGGAGCCCGGCAGGAACAUCUGCCCCUCCUGCCAGCAUGAUCAAGGGCUGCCAGAAUGAGUGCACGGGAGGAGGAUAUUCAGGAGAAACAGGAAAGCAAAUGACCGAAUCUUUCAAGGCUUCUGACUUGAUUAUCACCCCAGCUACGACGUUCAAGGAAAAACCAGACCCCAAUGGUUUGGUGUUUGGAACUGUGUUCACUGAUAAUAUGCUGACAAUUGAAUGGUCCUUGGCUUCAGGAUGGGAGAAACCCUAUAUUAAGCCACUAGAGAACCUCUCAUUACAUCCAGCCUCCUCGGCCCUGCAUUAUGCUAUUGAACCAAGAGGACAGACAGAGGAGAAUCUGGUGUCAUUGCUGUGGCUCAAUGAAUACACACUGUUCGAAGGGAUGAAGGCGUACCGAGGAGUGGAUGGCAAAAUCCGCCUCUUCCGCCCAGCCCUCAACAUGGACAGGAUGGCUCGAUCAGCACGCAGAACGACUCUGCCAUCUUUUGACCAGAACGAGCUGUUGGAGUGCAUCCGUAAGCUUGUGGAAGUGGAGCAAGAAUGGGUCCCAUACUCAACCUCUGCCAGCCUUUAUAUCCGUCCUACCCUUGUUGGAACUGAGCCUUCCCUUGGAGUGAAGAAGCCGACUAAAGCCCUACUGUAUGUCAUUCUGAGCCCUGUGGGCCCUUACUUUGCAAGUGGAAGCUUUAAUCCAAUAUCCUUAUGGGCAGAUCCAAAAUACGUAAGAGCGUGGAAAGGGGGAACAGGAGACUGCAAAGUGGGAGGGAAUUACGGUUCUGCUAUUUAUGCCCAGCAAGAAGCCCUGGAGUUUGGCUGCCAGCAGGUUCUGUGGCUCUAUGGAGAAGAUCACCAAAUAACUGAAGUUGGAACAAUGAAUCUUUUUCUCUACUGGAUAAAUGAAGAUGGAGAAAAUGAACUGGCAACGCCACCUUUAGAUGGCAUCAUCCUUCCAGGAGUGACAAGGCAAAGCAUUUUGGAUCUGGCACGCAACUGGGGAGAAUUUAAAGUGUCUGAGCGAUACAUCACCAUGAGUGACCUGACAGUUGCCUUGGAAGAGAGCAGAGUAAAGGAGAUGUUUGGUGCUGGAACAGCUUGCAUUGUAUGUCCCAUCUCUAAAAUUUUAUAUAAGGGCAAGCACUUGCACAUCCCAACUAUGGAGAAUGGGCCUGAGUUAACAACCCGUUUCCUGAAUAAGCUAAGUGAUAUCCAGUAUGGAAGAGAAGACAGCGACUGGGCAGUGCUGGUGUCGUGAAGGUGGCAGAGUUCAGACCCUCCAUACAGACCUGACAUCUGAGCAAUGACAAAUUCUCUAGUUGCCAGUGCAUAGCAUAGUCCCAGUAUCAAUUUGCUCCCCAGGAUGAUUGUUUCCACAAUCUGGCAAAUGUGAACACAAUCAUUUUGAUUUCUACUGUAAUCCUCUUGGUAGAAGCCUGUCUUCUUAGCAGAGGUGCUAAAUGUUAGCAAUAGAACCUUCCCAAUGGUUUUCUUAGUGCCUCCUUAUAUACAGUCAGAAAACUUGUAAAAUGCUCUUCAACUGCUCUUCAGUUUGGUUUGUUUACUGCCACCACCAACAGAACAUGUGUCACGUGAGGAUGUUGCCUGUUAGCUGCCCAUGGGGUUCUGUUGACAUUAUUCUGCCUUUUGCUCUGUGUUUGGGAAACAAAUUUAGCCAUACACUCUGUCCUUUCAUACUCUGCUUGUAUAGGAGAUUCCUGAGUUUGCAUAGCUUGGUAGAUGCCCUCAUACUCUGUCCAAUAACUAGCCUUUAGCCCAAAAUUUUCUGAGUCAGUCUAGCCUGCAAGAUGGUCCCUGCUGGCCUAUUGCCCCUUACUCUCUGGGGAUUUGCAGUGGCUGCUUGGGCAGAGCAUUCCUCUCUAAGAGUUGAGUACAUCCUUCUAGUCGUGAUUUAAAGAGGCUGUGUCAGGCCCUGCUGAGAUGAAAAUUCCCCUUUGGCCUAGCAGAGCUGGGCUCUGCAGAGCCCAAGUGGACAACAUACAGUGUUGCCUUCCAGGUGAAUGUCUAGAAAGUGAAAUUAGACAGCUUUGGCUGUGAAAAUUGAACCAUUCUUCACAGCAAACAAACCUUUGGAUUGAGGAGUUUCUUCCAUCAUCCACUCACAUAAUUUAGAUCAGAAAAAAUGUUUUCCUCACCCCUUUCAUAUACUUGCUGUGUCCAGCCUCCUUUAACACAUGUACUGUAGAAGGGCCUUCCUGUUAAGGAGCAAGCAGUGUUGUCAGCAGAAAAUGUCUAGAAGGAAAGAGGUUUGCAUUCAAACCCUGAUUUCAUUCUGGUUAAGCAGAUAAUUCAUAGAAUGCUGCUUUCUCACAUGCAGUCUUGAUUCUUUGGAAGCAAUACAGAGCAUGUAGCCCAUAGCUGGGGUAGUAACUUCUGCAAAUGUUCACUAACAACCAUCAUGCAAUAUUUAUUAGCUUUCUCCUUCUGCACACAGCUUUGUUGAACAGCUUUAAGAUACCUCUUGCCAAAAAGGAUAACCAUAUUCUGUAUCAAUGUUCCAAAGUGCUACUUCAGUAUAAAACUGGUGGAACUUUAUUGACACUUUAUUGAAGUCCUAUAAGAAGUAAAAGUGAAACAUUUCUUGUUCUAGUUUGCAGUAGAGAUGCACCAUUAUUAAGGGAAACAUUUAGGACUUUUUUUAAGACCAACAGUAUCUCUCCCAUGCUUAAUAAGUCCUUUGUAGUUACUGGCAUUUGUUAACAUAGUUUAAAAAGGCAAAAUAUAAUUUCUAGUGGACCAUCCAUGCCUUAUGCAGCUGAUGAAGAGCAGCCUUACGGCUUCCUGUUCAUUUUUGGUCACAUUUUGAAGACCCCUCCUUAGCCAUCACUUUCUUCUGCUCCCUCAGAUCUUGAUUUUUCCUGUCUUUGACUGCAGUCCAGUCUGAUCUUUUAAUGAAGAACAGUUGAAGGUUCUCUCUGACAAUGUAACUAUCGUUAAAAAUUGAUGGAUAAUUUUUUCUUUAGUCUAUGACUGUAAGCAUAAAAAAUUGUUUCACUCACAGUAGCCACAGUGUUGUGACCAUUUGAAUAUGUAUCCUGUGCUGGUCUUUGUUCAGUAUCUUACUAUGUGUUAUAAGCUGCUGGAUAGUCUUUCCUUUUAUUUAAUUAGUAGUCUUUCCUUUUAUUUAAUUGGAUGGCUGGAAAAAUAAACAUAUAUCAAGGUGCAACAUGGGGUAGAGAGUUUUAUACAAUGAGGCCAGUAUCAAAAUUAAAGAGUGCCUUUAACCAGAGUCUGGCAUGGAGCUCUCUAAAGAUGAUGCAAUGAGCAACCAUUUGUGGCUUAUAGGCACUGAGCAAUCUUCCCCUAAAUUCCAUCUUUGCAAAUACGGCAAAUGGAAAAGUGAAAAUAUCUAACUUCAGAUGCAUGGUAAAGUGGUUGUGCAAUACCUGAACAUCUCAGCUUUGACAGAGUUGAAAAAUGAUACCAUAUAUCAAAAAAUCCCCAUGAAGGCCUCAGCAUACCAGCAGCAAUCUAUUCACUAGGCAGAAGGAACAAGGACCAGUUAGAAGAGUUAUUUUACUGAACAGUAAACCUGAAAGUUGUGUAAAACCUUCCUUAAAUUGGUUGCAAGUCAUUUAACAUGAAGGAACCAGGUGUUGUGUUUUGCACUGUUUCCUGCACUGUCCAGAGAGACACCUCUCUUUUUUCUGCUGAUGCAGACUUCAAAAUGAGGAGAGUUGAUAGUGCAAUGACCCACAGAAAUGAGUGGUCUUUUCUCCCAGGGAAAAAUGAAAACGUGAAGUGUGUGUAUGCUAAUUGUUGUCUUUAACAUCUUGGUUAAUUGCCUUGUGCUGUCUGUGUCAGCUCAAAGCUGUGCUUGUUUCCAAGUGGAAUCCAGGGGAAUAGGUUUUAGAUUUUUAACUUUGAAACCUAAAUAAGAGAGCUUACAGGACAGUAUAGUACAGGAAAUUCUUCUGAUGUUGCAUGCUGAACAUCUGAAUUCUGGCAGUGCAUUUUAUCCCAAUAACCAAAGGAAAGAAAUAACAUGUGUAAGUAACAAUCAGUAUUAGAUAUUGCAGUCCCCUUGUUUUCACUUGUAAAAUUUAGGAGGGAACUGUGGUGUUCCCUGAGCUGGUAACAGAUUGUAAAAGAACAUCUGCACAUCUUUUCUCCAUGUGCCCUAUUUGUUUAAUUGCAACAGAUUUACAUAGAAGGAUAGAAGGAGUAUGGUACAUCAUAACUAGGCAAUUAUCCAUUCUUCAUCACUUAGUUAUGGUUCUGGUAAUUGAUAAUUUAAGACAUAAGAUAGUCUAAUAGCAAAAUUUGAAACUGUUCAAAAAAGAUCAACAAAUUAAUAUUGUUAUGUGAUAUUUGCAUAAUUGGCUGUGAUUAUUUAAUGUUUAAUUGGGUUGAUCGGAUGAGAUUCAGCCUUUCACAUGCUUAUGUUUUACAAACACUGGUAUUUUAAAAUGAUAAUAAUGAAAUCUAAUUGUCAUAUGUUCUUUUUUCUCCAUUCUUUUGAUUAUUAUUUUCUGUAUUGAGCAUGUCCUUAAUUUUAAGUUUGGUUAGCAUGAUUCAUGGCUAGGAAAAAAGUCCUUCAAAUAACAGAAAUUUCAUGGCAUUUCUACAAGCCAUUCUGGUGCCAAGAAUUAUGAUAAGCUUCAGCAACUGGCAUUACUUAACCAGAUUGUUAACUGCAGUGAGGGCAAACUCACUGAGAAUUGACAGGGACAGUCCUAGGUGAGGAUGCUGAUAAAGUUUCCUAGGGUAGACAACUUGUUCAGUCCAUAGCAGGGCAAAACAAACAUGAUUUUUCUGGAGUAUAGAAGGGAAGACUGAUGAGACAAAAGCAAGGUAGUGAGAUCUCUCUUUGUUUACACCUGUUUAACUAUCUCAAGCCAAAAAGCAGUUAUCAGCCAUUCCUCCUCUUUGUACAUAACCUCUUGCUUGGGUUUGCCUAAUUCAACAUAGAGAUAUCAUAGGUCCUUUCCUGUAUACUUAUUUUUAUUAUUUAUCCUCAGGCAUGAAGAAUGGUAAUUUGGAAAAAUGUGAUAUUUGAAAGUCUUGAUUUGGAGUGCAAGUUAUUUGAAAUGUCUGUCUUCCAAGAGGUAGACAAAAAACCAGCUGGGACUCAUCUCAGAGCUGCUUCGUUAGAGGAGGAACCCUCUUAAAUUCAAUGGCCUCUCCAAAACAAUUGCAUAAUCCCAGCAGGUUGCUGAGUGUGAACUGUGUUCACUGUGCCUUGCUCUGGAGUAGAACACAGAGGUGUACAGAGUUAGUGGCACAUCCUGGCAGACUGUGGUACGCUGCCUUUCUCUGCAUGGGUUGCACCCUGCUGAGGAUAAGUUUUAAUGUUCUAGUGGCAGGCUGAUGUCCUGAGAGGUGGCAGCUGUAAAUGAUGCCCCGAGAUAGUUGUUGCCCUGUUCCUUUCUGUCUUUCUCUUGCUUGCACCCAUUCUUCCCCAGCUUUCUAUUGCUGUCUCAUAUCUAAAAGUGACUAUUUAAGCAAAUUGGCAUUCUUGCUUUUAGCAGUAGUGACGGUUAAAAAACAACAACAAAAAAGGUAGUUUUUGUAUUCCAGCUGUUGAGGGAUCAGAAUUUACCACCAGAGCAUGUAGUCCCUGAACAGACUGCCACUGACUUUGUGACCCUGGACAAGUUACCUAAACUCUUUCUGAGUGCAGAGUAUUAGUACUGCCACUUAUACCACUUCUAACUCUAAUCCAGACUUCUGCUUAAAAACUUAUUUCAUUACAGAUCAAAUUAAGCUUUCCAGAAAAAGCUUUUUAAGCAACAAGAAAUAUGCCCUGUAAAGUCCAGUAUUUCAAGGAUCACAUUAGAAUAAACUAACUUGGUUAUGCAGGGAAAAAUGUUAUUUAAAUAAGAAGUACAUUCAAGGUUUGCUGCAUAAACCCACAAAUGUAGAACAAAUGUAGAAUAUAAAAAUUAGCAUACAGAAUGACCUUGACAAGAUAACUUAAUCUCAGACUGGGCCAUCCUAUUGGAAAAGUGAUACUUGAAGGAAUCAGGACACCUCUCAGUGUAAAGUCAUGAGCAUGGGACUACGUUAGAGGUGCACUCGUAGCAGUGAGACAGACCUCUUUAUCCAUCUUGAUCAAAAAUUUGCUGAACUGCAGUGCUUACAAAUUUGGAGGUGUGAAAGAUUGCUGUUUUACUGUAUUUUGUCUCUAACCUCAAGAUUUGGAAAAAUAAUUCAGAGGUUCCAAACAAUUUAAACUCAAAAAUUUCUUAAUAAGUUAUUUGUAUUUUUUAGCCCUAAGAGCAGAAGAGAAUACUGGCAUUGCAUUGGUGAAAAAUACUGUUGUAUCAGUCCUCCUGUCCAUGCCUUGCUUUGAGCAUGAUUCUUUUUAGUAAGAAUUCCAGAAUAUUUUCUCUGACUGCAAAAUCUGAGUGGCAUCGAUAGUACACUUGGCAAAUAUAUCCCCAGCUCCAUAAAAACCAAACGGAACUUACCUGGCCAUUACCUUGAGCUAGAACAGUCAGGUACCUUAGGACAUUGGAACUUAGCAGAUAAGGAACAAUCCUAAAUAACAACAGUAAAUAGAUUUGAAAUAAGAUAGUCAAUAGAUUUGGAAUUAAGUUUUGGAAUUAGUAGUUCAGAUAAACAGAAAUCUCAUUAAUUACACUAGCAAGGGUAACCACACAUAAAUAUACUAAAAAGGUAAUGGUAAUUAUAUUCACCAGUAGUAACAGCAUGCUGCUCUCUGAACAUGAAUUUAUAUUCUUUGCUUACAUUAAAAUUUAAUUUGUCAUGUCUAUGAUUUUUACCACAAUCCUACAUUUUCAUGCCAUGCUUUAAAAAAAAAGUCUCUUAAAUUUCAUGUUAAUGAGAAGAUCUUAAGGAAGAUUUAAGACCUUGAUUUAAAAUUUUAAAGCCUUUAAAAUACUUGCUGGGUAAAGUUAUGGUAGAAACAGGGAAGACAACUUUGUGCAAGCAUUUGAAUAGUGCUCUAAAUGGUUUACCAGCACUGGCCAUUUUUGGUUUUUACCAAAGAGGUAUGCAGUUGAUAAAAUAGGCUUAUUGCUUGUUUUCCUGAAUAAGAGUUGGGGAAGUUUCUAAGAGCUGGUUCUCUUAACACUAACUCUGUAUAGUUCCUGAUUCUGUCAGGCUUAGAGCAGUCAUUUCAGGGGGAGGUAGAGGAGCUCAGAAGCUUUUCUCAGGCAGCACUGUCCUGCAGAAAAAGAUUUUUGAUCCUUUUAUGACUGAAGUGAUUGAGGUAUGAACAUGGAAUCUUUUAAACUUUGCACCUUUUUAUAAAAAUUUUGCUUUUCAUUUUAGUGUUCUGAUACAGUGUUGCCAAACUGUUGUCUUACACUAUCAUACUGCAGUAGCUUAUAGGAAGAAAGCAAACAUUCUUUAUGUAAUUACCUCCUUCCUGUAUGCCAAAUCCCCUGGUCGCUGUGAUUUGGUCACCACUAGAAUUGUGCUCACUUCGGGUGCAAUAACUGCACCCUGCUUGUGCUAAACAAAGCACUUAGUGCUGGCAGCAAAGGCCAGAGCAGGGAGUGAAAAGUCUGCUGGGUUAGGAAGAGGCAUGCCAGGAGCAAGAGUGAAAAUACCCAUCAGGUCAGUGAGGCAGGAGGUCAGCAGCACAUCGUAGCCACUCUCGUUCAGUCCAGCUGAGGCACCACCCUGGCACGUCAGAAAUCCAGCAGGAUCAGCGACUGAUGUUGGUAUUUAAAAAUGCUCUUAUUCAGUUGCUUAAACACCUCCAUCUGUGCCUGCAUUUUCAGCCUGAGCCCCUGUAUCUUCACUGAAAGCUGCAACAUACUUUUUUGUGUUCUCAAACUGGAAUAUUUGGUCAAACAGCUAAUGCUCCAUACCACCUAACAGGUCACUGAUGUGUUAUCUUCCCAUGAUUUGUGAUAAGCCCAGUGGUUGUCUAGAGCUGCAGGUAGGAGACAAACACAUUGCUAACACUAUUUCAUAGUCCAGAAUGUUCACAAAGAGUGCAUCUAUUCCCUUUGUCUCCCGCGGAGACAGCUUGGACUCACCUUGGCCACUGAGUGACAAAAUGUAGAAGGUUGUUUGCCAUGAUGGAGGCAAGUUAGAAUUUCAUCUGAAGCUAUUUACAAACAAUUUAUGUUGGAAAGCCAGAAGUCCCCACCUGCUUGAUCUUUGAGGCAUUUAGAAGGGUGCAGUAGUGGUUACUGAAAUUGUGGCACAUAAGCAGUGGGAAAUUAGCAACUUAGGGAGGGAAAAGUAAACACCUCAGAAGGGUCUCUGUUUUCUCACAUGUUGAAAGUGAACUGGGUGUUUUACGAGAAUCUGAAGCAUAUAAAAGCAGUAAAGGACAGAUGUGUGAAAGAAGUACUGGAUAAACUAAAGGAAACUCUACCUCAUUAUUCUCUAAAGGUUUUGUAGAAGCACAAUUUAGAGCUCCUAAUGGCAUUGUUACGUAGCAACCAUCUGGCAUGAAAGAAGCACUAUAUUUGUAUGUCUGUAAAACCUGUAAGAACUGUAUUUUGCUGGCAGUAGAAACAGUCUAUACUAUUUGCGGUUUUCCUCAUCAAAUCUGUAAUUAUUCAAUGUUUCUGUCUCCAAUAAAGAAUUUAAUUGGCA
Messenger RNA from Lonchura striata (white-rumped munia), 8678 nucleotides. RefSeq names its product branched chain amino acid transaminase 1 (gene BCAT1). Gene Ontology annotation, biological process: L-valine biosynthetic process; L-leucine biosynthetic process. NCBI's taxonomy places the organism in Eukaryota, Metazoa, Chordata, Aves, Passeriformes, Estrildidae. The record is from RefSeq and is a predicted model, not a curated record. Gene Ontology annotation, cellular component: mitochondrion. Gene Ontology annotation, molecular function: branched-chain-amino-acid:2-oxoglutarate transaminase activity.